AAGAAUAGGGCUCCCCACGCGGCCAAACAGUAUCUAAUUUGCGCGAAAGGAAAAUAGCAGGGUUUAGCAUAGUCACCGUCGCAUCGUCUCUGCUCGGCUAGAGAGAGAGAGAGAGAGAGAGAGAUGGGAGGGAAGGGUCGGAAAAGGAGAGAGAAGAACUACAGAGCUGCACACGGAGGUAACAGUCGCCUGCCACCACCUCCUAAACCCUCCUCCGUCGACGCUCUCCCCUCUAAACUUCGCGCUAUUAUGGCCUUCAUCCAUCCUUCCCAACCAGUAUCAAAUGAAAAGAGGAAUGGAGGCAGCGGCAAUCGCAGUGAGAAGAAACAUAAUUCAAAGGGAAAGCUUGAUUCUAACCCUAGUGGGACCAGAGAGAAAGAUAAUAAAGGAAAUGCAGUGACAGCACAACAGGUGGAUGAUGAUGACAAUAUCAAAGAAGAAAAGAGAAAGAAAACAAAAAAGAGGAAGCGGGUUACCGACCUUCGGUUUGAGAUGUUGGAGUCAAGUGGUGUCAGUCUGAAAAGACGAGAACAUAGGAAGAAGCGUUUAGAAGCAAAGAAGAAUAAGCGCAAAAAGGCCAGGCCCGAAGAGAAUGAAGGCUUUCCCGGACAUGAAAAGAUCAAAUUUGGAGAAGUUGUUCAAGCUCCACCAAAGUUGGUCGCAUUUCCUAAGGCAUCAAAGGCUCCCCAGGACGCUUCAUCUGAAAGACUUCGUUUAAAGGCUGUUGAGGCAUACAGGAACCGGAAAGGAUGGGCAUCAAGGCCGGGGAAGGACCUUCCUCCAUCCAUAAUGACGUCACCAACAUUAUGAUUAUUAUCAGUUGUCGUAGUUCUAGGUCUUGCCGUUGCCAUUUCUUUUGGCUUAUGUAUUGAUUUAUAGCCGAUUGCGGUGCUGCUCCCAUAAUGAACUUUGUCAUUUUGUUACGGCUUAACAUUGGUUGCCUUCAGACAUGCGCAGUUUGUAUCAUACAUAUGUUGAUUUUUUGAUUCAAUGGUCACUGAUGGCAGCUUGAGUUAUUCAAAAA
Molecule: messenger RNA, 1024 nt
Organism: Rhododendron vialii
Lineage: Eukaryota; Viridiplantae; Streptophyta; Magnoliopsida; Ericales; Ericaceae
Exons: 5
Coding region: 124-810 (228 amino acids)
Source: RefSeq, a predicted model, not a curated record